This is a messenger RNA of Aquila chrysaetos chrysaetos, 3613 nucleotides long. RefSeq names its product pannexin 1 (gene PANX1). Bases 82 to 1383 code for a protein of 433 amino acids. The record is from RefSeq and is a predicted model, not a curated record. Lineage: Eukaryota; Metazoa; Chordata; Aves; Accipitriformes; Accipitridae. The transcript has 5 exons. Gene Ontology annotation, biological process: monoatomic cation transport; positive regulation of interleukin-1 production. Gene Ontology annotation, molecular function: channel activity.
GGAGCCGGGCGGGGGCGGAGCCGAGCCGAGCCAAGCCGACCCGGGCCGGGCCGGGCCGGGCCGAGCAGAGCCGAGCCCGCCAUGGCCAUCGCGCACAUCGCCACCGAGUACGUCUUCUCCGACUUCUUGCUGAAGGAGCCGCCGGAGACGCGCUACAAGGGGCUGCGGCUGGAGCUGGCGCUGGACAAGAUCGUCACCUGCAUCGCCGUGGGGCUGCCGCUGCUCCUCAUCUCCCUCGCCUUCGCCCAGGAGGUCUCCAUCGGUGCUCAGAUAAGCUGUUUUGCACCCAGCUCCUUCUCCUGGCGACAAGCUGCUUACGUGGACUCCUACUGCUGGGCAGCUGUGCAGCAGAAGCAACCAUCCCAGAACAAUUUAGAAAACAUUCCCCUGUGGCUGCAUAAAUUCUUUCCAUACAUCCUUCUGCUCGUCGCUAUCCUGCUGUAUCUACCAUGUUUGUUUUGGCGCUUCACCGCAGGACCUCAUCUUUCUUCAGACCUGAAAUUUAUUAUGGAAGAACUUGACAAAGCCUAUAACAGGGCAAUCAAAGCUGCUAAUAGCAUCCGCAGCGGAGACCCCAAGGACCCUACUGACUUAGUUGCUGCUGUUAAUGAGAACUUGACACAGAGUUUGUGGGAAAUAUCUGAAAGCCACUUUAAAUACCCAAUUGUGGAGCAGUACCUGAAGACAAAGAAGAAUUCCAAAUGCUUAAUAAUUAAAUACAUUAUCUGCCGUUUACUCACGCUAGUAAUUAUUUUCAUUGCAUGCCUCUACCUGGGCUACUACAUUAGCCUCUCCUCUUUGAGUGAUGAGUUUCUUUGCACUAUCAAAACUGGGAUCUUAAAGAAUGACACAACUGUUCCAGAAGUGGUUCAGUGCAAGCUUAUUGCUGUUGGUGUCUUCAAGGUACUCAGCUAUAUUAACCUGAUAAUGUAUCUUCUAGUGAUGCCGCUGGUAGUGUAUGCAAUGUUUGUUCCGUGGAGGUGGAAUUCGGGUAUUCUCAGAGUGUAUGAAAUCCUGCCAACUUUUGAUGUUCUGAAACUUAAGUCGAAGUGUUUUGAUGACUUAAGCCUUUACCUCCUCUUUCUUGAGGAAAAUGUAAGUGAACUUAAAUCAUUUAAAUGCCUCAAAGUGCUGGAGAACAUUGCAGUUUCUGGGAAGUUUGAUGUCAUGCAACUUUUGGUAAACUUUGGUACUACUAAGGCAGAUACCAUAGAUGGGAAGAGAGGGACAGCUGUGUUGGAGAAGCCUGAAGAAACAACUACAGAAGAGCUGGAAAAAAAUGCAACAGAGCUACAAGUUUUGACAGACCACGAUGCAAGUGGCAACGUGAGUCCGAGAGAAGAUAAAAAACUUCGCCAAAGACUUAUAGAUUCUUCGUGCUGAUGCUUCCCCGCCGCAGCAGGCAGGAGCUUUGUGCUGCAGGAGGGCUUCUCCUCCGCCCUCGCUGCACUCAACACAAGGUGCUGCUCAUUGAAUGCAACCGUCUCGAUAGCCUGACAAUUCCUCAGAGGCCAAACUGGUUUACAGACUACUUGUUGUAUAAUAGUCACCAAGCACGUACCUGAAAAAGCAUGUUGUAGGCUUCCAUUAUUUAUUAAAAAACCAAAAAACAAACCACACAAGGAACAAGAACAAAAAAUUUCUUAUCAUGAGUAACAAGUGACAUGCACUGAAUGCAAUCAAAGCUGGCAGCAGGGAAGAGCUAGCACUAUACAGGAAUGGGAAACAUAACCCUGUAGGUAACAAAAAGAGAGGGCCACGUUGCAUUCUGAAGUGUUGCUCUGCCCAGAGCAGCCAUCUCCAUUCUGGGGUUUGAGGCAUCUUGGGGCUCGCUGCCCUGGAAAGGGGGGGAGGGUUGUUUUUUUAUUUUAAUGAGUCUGGUUAAUCUGUACCAGGCAGUGGCUGGCCACUGAUACUGGCUGUGCCUUCACAGGAAAAAUAGAGGUUGCUCUGUUCAGCCUGAGAUGUCUUGGUUAGCCAUCUCAACAUUGAUGUCUGGGAUUAAUUACUUGGCACUGAUGGAAAAGAAACUACAAACAGGCUUAGUAUGAGGGGGUACUGUAAAUGUUAGGGAUUUUGAAUUUUCUAUGUAUUCAUAAGUUAAUAAUGUCUUAACACUUUUUUUUUUUUUUUUUUUACAAAAUGUAAUGAUAUGUAAGCUAAAUGUUAGUUUAAUUUCUAUUUCUUAGUUGUUUUGGUCUUAGUGACUAACUAAUCUGCCUUGGAGUUUGGACUGAAGAUCAGUGAAUUUGGUCUCAUUUUUUGUAAUGGUUUGUAGAAGUUGUUCUGUAAUGUUUGUAUAUGUGAAAUUUGUUCCAAGGUGUUCAUAGUAUCAAACACAAUAUUAGUUGUGCUGUUUUCCAAAUCCCACUUGAGAAGAUGGUCUUAUUUGUAUUACAGUAGCACCUGAGUGCCUCAGCAGAGCCAAGCACCCGAUAGGCAAAGUGAGGUGGAUUGGAACAGACAAAAGAAGGGAGAGCAUCUGUAAGUUUGAAAACUGUCCUGGUUUGUUAUUGGACUGUUUUGGGAGAGUAGCAUUCAGCUUUAGCGUUGUGCCCCUGCCCAGGACCUCUACCUUCAAUGAACAUUAAAAUGAUCUCUGUCUUGAAUUUUAGAUACAAGGUGAGGUGGGUUUAAGCACCACAAUGGCAGUGUGUAUCUGUCACAAACGUUAUAUGCUCACUUGUUUUUCCAUAUUGUCCAUGUAACGGAAAUGUUUUGCCUGUCACCUCUUCCGAGUUGUCUUUUUAGACAAAGUAGAACCUCUUUUAUAGCUUGGUAGGACUUCCAUUUUCCCGUUGGUCUAUGUCACCUGCCAUUGUGUUCUCAACUGUUAGCAUUCUCCAUUUGGCUGAGGAUGAGGGGGAAAAAGAAGUAAUUGGUGUUACCAUCUUUGCACAGAACUGUUUAUGUGCUGCAGCAGAUUUCAAAGAGGUAGUGCACCUACUUGAAUUUGGCAGCUGUUGUUAAACAAGUGGAUCCCAAAGUGCUGCCAUGCUAUACUUCAGGCUAGUAUUACAAGAACUCUUCAGUUAUUAUAUGGCUUUCAGCUAAGACAAGCCUUACUUAAAAGAAAGUCUUUAAAGCCAUAGUAUUAUGCUACCUCUGCAGAGGACAGUAGCACAGCUGCAGUCCUAAUGUCUGUUGCAUUACCAGCAAGAAACAGGGCUUGCGUUGGAUACUGGUGGUCCAAACUGCUCAGUUUGACUGCCAUACUUCUCCCAGCAAACUUACAAUCCCUCUGACCCUUUCUAGAUUUUUUUCUGUCUGGCUGUGCUGGUGUGUUGCUGAUGGUCCUUUACAUAUGGGUAAUGCAGACGCAUAUUGUGAAUUGUGUGUUUUGAAUGAGGAGCUAUAGUGCAAUACUAAGAUUUUGUGAUGUGGAUCUGUGUUUGAACUGUUUGAUGUAAGUAGAAUUCUCAGUCUUUAAAACUCGAAGCUCCUGAAAGCAACGUGUUCAUGUUUCAUGUUGGAUAUGAACCUCUUUUCACUAAUUUCCCUUUUGUAUUUUAAAAUACGACUUGCUGCAGUGAAUCUCUUGUUGUCUUCUAAAGUGCUCAAUAAAAUGUGUAUCAAUUCUUGGUUAUUUAAAUAAAAUCAGUUUUGUGAACUA